GGUCUAAAGUUGCAAAGUCUGAUGGAAAUCCUGGGUUGCAGAUCCGAGGAGAACAGUUUCAAUAUCCUCCCGUCGGCGGCUACCAUGCUGUUCCACGGCCUGUCCGGGGGAGAGGUGCACGGGGUGCACGGGGUGCACGGGGUGGUGGAGGAGAUGGAGCGGAGGGGCAAGAGCGAGUCCACGGUCAUCAGCUCUGCUAUCGACAUGGGAGAGACCGAAGCGACGUUGCAGUGCAUGAACAGCGAUCGCGUGGCCCUGUGUGCAGGCUGCGGCCGAAGGAUCGCGGACCGCUACUACCUGCUCGCGGUGGAUAAGCAGUGGCACAUGCGCUGUCUCAAGUGCUGCGAGUGCAAACUGCACCUGGAGUCCGAGCUCACGUGCUUCAGCAAGGACGGCAGCAUUUAUUGCAAGGAGGACUACUACAGAAGAUUCUCCGUCCAGAGGUGCGCGCGGUGUCACCUCGGCAUCUCGGCCUCGGAGAUGGUCAUGCGCGCUCGGGACUUGGUGUACCACCUCAACUGUUUCACGUGCACGACGUGCAACAAGAUGCUGACCACGGGAGACCAUUUCGGCAUGAAGGACAGUCUGGUGUACUGCCGCUUGCACUUUGAGACUCUAGUUCAGGGGGAGUACCAGAGCCACUUUAGCCCGGGGGACGUCGUCUCGCAUAAGGGCCUGGGCUCCGGCAACACGCUGGGAAUAUCCUACUUCAACGGCGUGGGCACCGUGCAGAAGGGCCGGCCAAGGAAAAGGAAGAGUCCGGGGCCAGGGGCCGAGCUAGCGGCCUACAAUGCGGCCCUCAGCUGUAAUGAGAACGACGGGGACUCCAUGGACCGGGACUCACAGUACAGCUCGAGCCAGAAGACCAAGCGCAUGCGGACGUCGUUCAAGCACCACCAGCUGCGGACCAUGAAGUCGUACUUCGCCAUCAACCACAACCCUGACGCCAAGGACCUCAAGCAGCUCGCGCAGAAGACGGGCCUCACCAAGCGGGUAUUACAGGUGUGGUUCCAGAACGCCAGGGCCAAGUUCCGGCGGAACCUGCUGCGCCAGGAGAGCGGCAGCGGGGACAAGGCGUCGGACGGCUCGGUGAUGGCGGGGGGCACCCCGUCCGGUCCCGUCUCCGACAUCUCCAACGGCUCCAUGAGCCCCCCGUCCAGCACGCCCACCACGCUCACCGAGCUCACCAACCCCACCAUGCCCACCGUCACCUCCGUGCUGGGCGGCGGGCCCAUGGACGUGCACGAGUGCCGUAGCCCCUCACAGACGACCCUGACCAGCCUCUUCUGA
Messenger RNA from Gadus chalcogrammus (walleye pollock), 1290 nucleotides. RefSeq names its product LIM homeobox 2b (gene lhx2b). Lineage: Eukaryota; Metazoa; Chordata; Actinopteri; Gadiformes; Gadidae. Gene Ontology annotation, molecular function: RNA polymerase II transcription regulatory region sequence-specific DNA binding; DNA-binding transcription factor activity, RNA polymerase II-specific. The transcript is spliced from 5 exons. The coding region runs from base 22 to 1290 and encodes 422 amino acids. The record is from RefSeq and is a predicted model, not a curated record. Gene Ontology annotation, biological process: regulation of transcription by RNA polymerase II; neuron differentiation. Gene Ontology annotation, cellular component: nucleus.